AUUUACGAGAAACCACCCAACUGGUUCCAGUAUAUGGAAGCCAUUAACCUUGUGAUUCCACCCUACUGAAUAGCCAAUCCGUUGGGCCUUCUUAUAACUAACAUACUGUCUCCUGCACUUGUGCAUGAAGGAAAAGAUAUCCCUUUAAUGCUCGGAGUGUACACAGGGCCUGCCAUCUUGGCCUGUGUUUUAGCGACGGUGGGGAUUCGCAAAAAGGAGCCUCCAACACCCCCAUCGGCCAGCGCCAGUCAGUCUAAUUCACAGUCGGUCUUUGCAGGCUUGAAGAUGCUCCUUCGAAACAAGCCUUACCUCGUCCUGAUGCUCACUGUCGGAGGAGGGGUAGCACUCUUCAGCUGCUACAGUGCUCUGCUGGAACAGGUCCUGUGCUCAAUGGGAUAUUCAAACUUAUUUGCAGGUCUGUGUGGUGCCUUAUUCACUGUGGCUGGAUUAAUCGGUGCCUUCCUUCUUGGACUGUACGUGGACAGGACAAAGAAAUUUAUAGAAUCUACCAAGAUUGGUAUUUGUUUAUCUGCACUGGCUUGCACGGCAUAUGCAGUGGUGUCUCAGUUUAGGAACCAGACCUACGCGUUGGCAGUGAUCAGCUCCAUCUUUGGGUUCUUUGGAUUCGCGACCUAUCCCAUCUACAUGGAACUUGCUGUGGAAUGCUCGUACCCUGUGGGAGAAGGAACAUCGUCUGGGCUGAUUUUUGUGGCUAGCCAGAUCCUAGGAGUUAUUUUCAUGGUCUUGCUCCGAAGCCUGGCGGUGGAGAUGAAAAACACCACGUACUCUACUUGCUCAGUAGCUCAAGGAGGGACCCUGGAUUGGUCAACUUCGUCACUGGUGUUCGCGGGACUCAGCAGCCUGAUAGCCUGUUUCUACGUGGUGGCUUUCCACACUAGCUACAGGAGGAUCUACGCAGAGACGUCGAAUGCCUGCUCGAUUAACAAAACAGACGAUUACGUAACAGAUGAGCUGCACAAAAGAAAAGAUACGGAUUGAACUCCGGACUAACCCAAGGGCCUAAAAAUAGUGGACGCUUCCCAGACCUCAAGUGCCAUAACCUGUAAAAAUAGCAGAGUAAAUUGUACUUUGAUGGUAACUGGCUGACGCAAGGUGGCUUCCCAUCUAGAUGUAUGUCCACCCAGGGCGGCAGCCAGGAAGCUGUCUGCUCAGUGGGCAGAAGCAUGACAUACAUUGGGUGACUGUGCUGGGAUCCAGACGAGGCAACGAGAAGGGGGUGGUGGUGGAGCCACGAAGGACAGCAAGCAAGGAGCAGGGUCAGGGUGAGGCAAGAUUUGCGCACGCACGCACACACACACACAAAAAGAGCUGGAGGAAAGA
Molecule: messenger RNA, 1341 nt
Organism: Gekko japonicus
Lineage: Eukaryota; Metazoa; Chordata; Lepidosauria; Squamata; Gekkonidae
Product: major facilitator superfamily domain-containing protein 7-like
Exons: 8
Coding region: 148-999 (283 amino acids)
Biological process (GO): transmembrane transport
Cellular component (GO): membrane
Molecular function (GO): transmembrane transporter activity
Source: RefSeq, a predicted model, not a curated record